This is a messenger RNA of Durusdinium trenchii, 1593 nucleotides long. Lineage: Eukaryota; Dinophyceae; Suessiales; Symbiodiniaceae. The record is from the annotation of a GenBank genome assembly.
AUGGGGACCAUCUCGUUUCACCGACACGGCCGGCAGGUAGCCGCGCGUGGUCUUGCGCCAGAGCGCGCAGAGCAGCUUUUUCCAAAGCGCAGAGGGCGUGUGCCGUCCGUCCAAAGCGCAGCGCUCGAAGUCCCUCGAAACGGGCUUUCCCGAAGCUUCGAGCGGUGCACCUUUGAAUCGAUGAACCGGGCACACUCUACGCCCAGCAUAGCCUCAGAUUUGUCCUCCUCCCCCUCUCGUCGUCCACCGUUGGCUUCACCAACAAGGGAGAGACGGGUGCCAUGUCUGGAUGGUUUGUCCUCGCCCUUCACGGAGCUAAGUCUGGCCCGGCAAAAUGCCAUGCGCUUGCCGCCCUUGGAACGACUUCGGGAUGGCCGCUGGAGUGCGCCAGUAAGUCGUGAGGGUGAGGCCAUGGGCUCUCUGGAUGUGCCGGCGGCUCCCGCCUCAGCGCCGCCCAAGCGUAAGAAGCGCCAAGUCUCUACGGGAGGUCUACCUCACCGAACCUCCUCGGAUCGGCUGUCGCGAGGCUCACGUUGCUCCAGCUCCACAUCGGUGGGUUCGGACGAGGUCGUGAACAUGCAUCCACUGGCGAUACCCAUUGGCAGCUUUGGGUGGGUUCGAGGAAGUUCCAUUGGACAAGGGGCACAUGCCUGUGUCUUCAAAGCCCUGGAACGCUCGACGGGGCGCAUCUUUGCCGUGAAGCAAUCGCCUUGGGGUGGGGAGGCGGACGAGAAGUUCAGGGAACGCUUGGAAGAGGAACUGCGAAUUUGCAAGGACCUGAGGCAUCCCAACAUUGUGGCCUGCUUGGGGUUUGAAUGCAGCAGAGAUAGUUUUUACAUCUACUUGGAAUACGUACCAGGCGGUUCCAUGAGCACUUUAUUAAAAGAGUUCGGUCCCUUAGAGGGGCGGCUGCUCAAACAGUGCAGCGAAGGUGUCUUGGAGGGCCUGAACUACCUCCACACACGAGAUCCACCUGUGGUACAUCGAGACAUUAAGGGUGCAAACAUCCUAGUGGACCUCAGCUUCAACGUGAAAUUGAGCGACUUCGGAUGUUCCAAAAAGGAGGACCUCACAAAAUCUUUCACAACGAUAGGGUCAAUUCCAUGGAUGGCACCGGAGGUCAUUUUGCAACGUGAUGGAUAUGGGCGGAAGGCCGAUGUGUGGAGCUUUGGCUGUGCGGUCUUGGAGAUGGCCACGGCGGAGAAACCUUGGGGAAAGGAUGCCUUCGAGAACGUGAUGUAUGCCUUGAAGCAUAUCUCGAUGACGGAUGCCAUUCCUCCUAUCCCAGAAAUGGAUGAGGUGGAGAUCUUCAGCCCCUUGACCCGAACGGAGAACGGAAAUGAGAACAAGGUCUUCCUAGUGAAUGGAAAUGGAAACAAGGCGCUGAGUGAAGCUCAGGCCUGUGUCAUUUUGCAAAGAUGGUGGAAGCGACGCCGCGAAGCAGAACGAAUACAUUACGAAAGACUGGUUUUGGAACUCAUGGAUCUGCGAGAUGAGGCUGCCUUGCAGGUCCAGCGGAUCUGGAGGGCAAUCCUCAAGAAUCGUCGCAGAAGAGCUUUAGCGGGCAAUCUGGGCGGCACUCCUCAAUCAUGA